CUCUAAUUAUAAAUACCCGUCAUUUCACGUCACAUUUUAAGGCACUGGAAACUCGAAACAAGAAAAAAAAAAUGGUUUCUAUUGAGUCAUUACCGGAGCUGAUUCCGGGGUUACCCGAGGAAAUCGGACUCGAAUGCUUGACUCGGUUUCAUUAUUCAACUCACCCAAUUGCAGCUGGAGCUUGCCGACGAUGGCAAGAGCUUCUCCAAAGCAGAGAGUUUUACUAUCACAGAAAGCAAACCGGAUAUACCCAGAAAGCGGCUUGCUUGGUUCAACUACUGAAUAGUGGCACCGAUGCUGAUGGGUACAAACUGGUUGGUCCACCCAGGUAUGGGAUCACCGUGUUUGACCCGGCGAGUGGAAUCUGGGAUCGGAUUGACCGGGUUCCUAAAUACCGUGAUGGGCUUCCUUUGUUUUGUCAGAUAACAAGUUCUGAAGGAAAGCUUGUGCUGAUGGGCGGAUGGGACCCGACAAGUUAUGACCCAGUGAGGGACGUGUUCGUAUACGAGUUCACAACUCAGAGGUGGAGAGAAGGGAAGCAGAUGCCAGAAACUCGAUCGUUCUUCGCGACUGGUGCGUUGGAUGGACGCGUCAUCGUAGCCGGUGGUCAUGAUGAGAACAAGAACGCUUUAAGUACAGCGUGGGAAUAUGAUGUACGUCGGGAUGAGUGGACUGAGUUAUCUAGGAUGAGUCAGGAGCGAGAUGAGUGUCAAGGGAUGGUUAUCGGGUCGGAAUUCUGGGUGGUGAGUGGAUAUAAAACGGAUAAUCAAGGAGGAUUUGAGGGGAGCGCUGAGUUGUUGGAUUUGGAAACAGGUGAAUGGAGUCGAGUUGAGGAGGCUUGGAGGGCGAGUCAAUGUCCCAGGUCUUGUGUGGGGGUAGGGAAAGACAAGAAACUCUUCUGCUGGGCCGACCGUGAUUCGGCGAUACGAGUCGGAGCAUGUGCGGUCCCCUUGGGAGGAUGGACAUUUGUGUCUGGAUCAGCUUACCAGGGUGGUCCACAAGGGUUCUUCUUGGUGGAUGAACAGAGUGGAAAAUUUACUAGUAUAGAUGUUCCAGUCGAGUUUUCUGGGUUUGUUCAAUCUGGUUGUUGGGUGGAUAUCUAAAUCUAAAGGGUAAGUUAAUACCAUCCCUGUUUCCCUAGUUUAGUCAAAUUGGGAAUUUAGGACAGACAGGAAUUCCAUUGAGAAUGCGGAGCUUCCAUGUUUGGUACCUCGUAAGACAGGUGAGCCAAAGCUUACAGUCCCAUGGUGAUGUAGGAUUAACAUUAGUUUUCAUCACUGCACCGACCUAUGUUUUGACAAUGUAUCCAUUAAAUCUAGCAGCAUGAAGAUGAUUAUAUGAAUAUCUGUAUAGUAGAUUUUGUAAUAUAAUGUACAUUACCCAUA
Molecule: messenger RNA, 1385 nt
Organism: Durio zibethinus
Lineage: Eukaryota; Viridiplantae; Streptophyta; Magnoliopsida; Malvales; Malvaceae
Product: F-box/kelch-repeat protein At2g44130-like
Biological process (GO): regulation of phenylpropanoid metabolic process; negative regulation of cytokinin-activated signaling pathway
Molecular function (GO): protein binding
Source: RefSeq, a predicted model, not a curated record